Grosmannia clavigera kw1407 is the source of this 2160-nucleotide messenger RNA. RefSeq names its product acetyl-coenzyme a synthetase. Gene Ontology annotation, cellular component: cytosol. The coding region runs from base 1 to 2160 and encodes 719 amino acids. The transcript has 8 exons. Lineage: Eukaryota; Fungi; Ascomycota; Sordariomycetes; Ophiostomatales; Ophiostomataceae. The record is from RefSeq and is a predicted model, not a curated record. Gene Ontology annotation, molecular function: AMP binding; acetyl-CoA synthetase activity.
AUGGCUGCGUCGGCGCCCAAGAAGAUUCCCGUGGUAGCCGAGGCCCACGAGGUCGAUACCUUUCACCCACCGGAGAAGAUGCUGGCUACUCGAAAGGGUCGUGGGAGUCUCAGGUCGUCCUAUGAAGCUGGCCGAGGGCCUGGCAAGGCGUCGUCGUGGUCCUGUCUUGCGUCGUCCGGAGAAUGGACGGCGGCGAAGUUGGGCCAUGCGGCGAAGACUGGGACUCCGGAGUCGGACAUUGAGCACCCGUCAAAGCCUCAUCUUUCCGGUCUCGAUGAGUACAAGACGCUGUACGAGGAGUCGAUCCGACAGCCAGACCAGUUUUGGGGCCGCCAGGCACGCGAGCUGCUCACGUGGCAGCGGGACUUCCAGACGGUGCGCAGCGGCUCUCUCGUCAACGGCGACGUCGCCUGGUUCCUCGAGGGCCAGCUGAACGCGUCGUACAAUCUGGUGGAUCGCCACGCCUUCAAGGACCCCGACCGGGUGGCGCUCAUCUACGAGGCAGACGAGCCGUCGGACGGGCGGACGCUGACGUAUGGCGAGCUGCUGCGCGAGGUAUCCAAGACGGCCUACGUGCUGAAGCAGUUCGGCGUCAAAAAAGGCGACACCGUGGCCAUCUACCUUCCCAUGAUCCCGGAGGCCGUCAUCGCCCUCCUCGCGUGCAGCCGCAUCGGAGCGGUGCACUCGGUCGUCUUUGCCGGCUUCUCGUCCGACUCGCUGCGUGACCGCGUGCUCGACGCCAAGAGCAAGGUCGUCAUCACCUCGGACGAGGGCAAGCGCGGCGGCAAGCUCAUCGGCACCAAGAAGAUUGUGGACGAUGCGCUGAAGCAGUGCCCCGAUGUCAGCCACGUGCUGGUGUACAAGCGCACGGGUGCCGACGUGCCCUGGACCGAGGGCCGGGACUUCUGGUGGCACGAGGAGGUGUCAAAGUGGCCCUCGUACAUUGCCCCGGAGCCCGUCAACUCGGAGGAUCCGCUCUUCCUUCUGUACACCUCCGGUUCGACCGGCAAGCCUAAGGGCGUCCUGCACACCACCGGCGGCUAUCUCGUCGGUGCGGCAGCUACGGGCAAGUACGUCUUUGACAUCCACCCGGGCGACCGCUACUUCUGUGGUGGCGAUGUGGGCUGGAUCACGGGCCACACGUAUGUCGUGUAUGCGCCGCUGUUGUUGGGCGUGACCACGGUCGUGUUUGAGGGCACGCCGGCGUACCCGAAUUUCUCGCGCUACUGGGACAUUAUCGAGAAGCACAAGGUCACCCAGUUCUACGUCGCACCCACGGCUCUGCGGCUGCUGAAGCGCGCCGGUGACCAGUUUGUUAAGCACGACAUGAGUGCGCUGCGUGUGCUGGGAUCGGUCGGCGAGCCCAUCGCUGCCGAGGUCUGGAAGUGGUACUUUGAGGUGGUCGGCAAUGAGGAGGCACAGGUUGUGGACACAUACUGGCAAACGGAGACCGGCUCCAACGUCAUCACGCCUCUGGCCGGUGUUACGCCGACAAAGCCAGGCUCAGCUUCUCUGCCGUUCUUCGGCAUUGAGCCGGCCAUCAUCGACCCAGUCAGCGGCGUCGAGAUCACCGGCAACGAUGUCGAGGGCGUGCUUGCGUUCAAGCAGCCGUGGCCCAGCAUGGCCCGCACCGUUUGGGGCUCGCACAAGCGGUAUAUGGAGACGUACAUGGAUGUCUACAAGGGCUACUACUUCACGGGCGAUGGUGCUGGCCGCGAUCACGAGGGCUUCUACUGGAUCCGGGGUCGCGUGGACGACGUUGUCAACGUCAGCGGACACCGUCUGUCGACGGCGGAGAUCGAGGCGGCCCUGAUCGAGCACCCGGCCGUGGCCGAGUCGGCUGUGGUCGGCGUGCACGACGAGCUGACAGGUCAGGCUGUCAAUGCAUUCGUCUCGCUGAAGAGCGGCAACGAGGUCACAGAUGCUCUUCGCAAGGAGCUUGCCCUGCAGGUCCGCAAGAGCAUCGGCCCGUUUGCCGCACCCAAGGCGAUCUAUGUUGUGCCUGACCUUCCCAAGACGCGGUCGGGCAAGAUUAUGCGCCGUAUUCUGCGCAAGAUCCUUGCCGGCGAGGAGGAUCAGUUGGGUGAUAUCUCCACGUUGUCCGACCCGAGCGUGGUGAGCAAGAUCCUCAAUGUUGUGCACGAUGCGAAGAAGAAAUGA